AUGGAACAGACUCAUGAGAAGCCUGCUGCGGACCAUGUUCUCCAGACUCCCCUCUGGGUCAUGAUAAUCCGCGGAUUGCAGUUUCUAUUCUCUCUUAUCGUCCUCGGUCUCUGUGCUAGGCUUGUACACGAUGCUAGCUUACCCGAGGAACUGUUCUGUAUCGCUGUUGCAGUCAUAACAUGGGUUGUCAUAGCCUACGCAGUCCUCACCGAAAAGAUCUCCAGCUUCCGAACCGCAUACCACAUCAUCGCUGUUAUCUGUCUCGACGGCCUUAUGGUUAUCCUCUGGCUCGCAGCUUGGGCGGCCACCGCUGCUCGACGUGCCAAAUAUGUCGUCCCUGUCAACACUUACGGGUGUUACGAUGACGGAAGCCUCUCAGAUAGCAAGACCUGUAACAUCUUUAAGCGUGACGGCGAGGAUGUCAUUCUUUUCAAGUCUGGUCUUGCUAUGCUUGCCGCCGCUGCAGGCGUUGGUGCCCUGGUCUGGCUCCUCUUCAUUGCGACUUUCGUCUGGACCUUGGUCAUGUUCCUCCGUGGACGCAAGGAAGGUCGCUUCCCCGUUGAUACUUCAGCCUUGACAACCCCCAGCAACAACUAUCAAAUGGAGAACAAGGUCUCAGAAGCUCAGCCCAUGACUCAACCCCAGCCUCAACAGGGCCAAGCUGUUCCUCAGUACCAGCAACAGCCUGCUCCCGGCCAGUUUGAUCCUCAGCAACAGCAGCAAUAUCCUCCUCAGAGUGCUCCUAGUCCUUAUCAACCGGCCCAAAGCCCAUACCAACAACAGGGCGCUUAUCCCCCUCCCCAAGCAGCUCCUUACUCCCCUCAAGAUCAGCAGUUCCAAGGACAGCAGAACUAUGGGCAAUACCCUCCUCAGCAGCAGUACCAACAGCCUCCUCAAACUUACGGAAGUGAGCUCUCUGGCUCUACACCUCCUCCUCCUGCCACUUCGCCGCCUCCUCACCAGCCUUACCCUCCCCAGGCGUAUCCUCAACAGUAG
Molecule: messenger RNA, 996 nt
Organism: Fusarium sp. VM40
Lineage: Eukaryota; Fungi; Ascomycota; Sordariomycetes; Hypocreales; Nectriaceae
Source: the annotation of a GenBank genome assembly